Lates calcarifer (barramundi perch) is the source of this 2280-nucleotide messenger RNA. RefSeq names its product transmembrane protein 51. Bases 314 to 1180 code for a protein of 288 amino acids. Lineage: Eukaryota; Metazoa; Chordata; Actinopteri; Centropomidae. The transcript has 3 exons. The record is from RefSeq and is a predicted model, not a curated record.
AGGACCAAGAGGAAAACAGGUCACAGACACACUUUACAGCCAGGGGAGGGGAGGGUUCGCCACGGCUGGAAUUUGAACGAAGUUCCUGUCAACUAUAGUAUUGUUAUCUGUAGCGGAAAAUAUUGUAUGAAUAAAUCCGCUCUGUUAUUUUAAAAGAAAAAAAUCUGAUAAGGCCGUCAGCUGUCGCGUCUAUGUUUUAUUCCUCUUUCAACUCUGUGUCUGAUCUUCCUGAAAACACCUGCGUGACUCAGGUAACUCACCGAUGAAGAGGGAAGUCCUUGGAUACUGAGCAGUGAAAAGUUUGUCCGUCAGGAUGUGCUCCAGUCGAGGUAUAUGUGGCGCCAACAGCCGUCCCAACAGGUCGUCCAGCUCAGAGGGCAGCGGCUCAGGCGCCCAUUACGCCCUGUGCGCCCUGGGAGUCGGUCUCAUCGCGCUGGGCAUUGUCAUGAUUGUGUGGACUGUGAUACCCAUGGAUGGAGAGGCCCCAGGCGGUUCGGCCACAGCAUCAGGCAACUCCACCUCAGGGCCUGGAGGUCAUGACGAGGCCUCAGACAACACAAAGUCUUCAUCAGUGGCCAUGGCGCUGGUUGGAGUUGGAGCAGCCAUGCUGCUCUUGUCCAUUUGCCUCGGUGUGAGGAGCAAGAAGAGAGCACAAAGCAGACGUAACCAGCCAGCGCCGGUAGGAGGCCCCCUCAUGGACCAUAUACCUGGGGAGCAGCAAGAGCCAGCUGCUGAUCCAGCUGCGUACAACGUGCCGAGCUACGAGGAGGUCGUUGGCAGCGGCAACUACCCCGUCCGUCAGAGCAACCUUCGCCAGAGCACCUCCCAGCUGCCGUCCUACGAGGACAUCAUAGCAGCUGUGGAAAACGAGGGAGCAGAGCCCACGAACAAUCCCACCGAGGACACCCCUCUCAAUGAUCCCGCAGCGGCCGCCGCCCAACCUGCUGCCGAGCCUCCGGCCAACCACCCGGGCCUCAAGUCAAACCCCAGCCUGCCCUCCCGCAGCAGCAGCCGUGCCAGCCGUUUACUGCGGCCUCUGCGGGUGAGGAGGAUCAAGUCGGACAAACUGCACCUGAAGGACAUCCGUCUCCAAAUCCGCACCCCCACACAGAAUCCAGUCAACAUCGAACCCAUCACUCCUCCACCUCAGUAUGAAAAUAAGAUGCCUGAAUUACAGUAGGAGCUGUCCCUUAUUGCCUGCUCCUGAUGAGUAAAAAUAUCUCUACGUUAAAUGGACUAAUGAUAAGAUCCAUUAGUCCAUAAGACCCAUUUUCAAGGUUACUAUUAAAUAGGUUAAGUGUGGCUGGGAGCAGUGUGAUGGAGCCUGUGUAGACGCUUUCCUGAGAUGAGAAUAUUACAAGUGAAUCUCUCUUUAUCAGUGAAGGUCGUGAUUGGCAUAUUUAUUCUGUCAUAAGACAUUAUCAGGUCUGUGUGAAAAGAUCUGCUUUCAGAGAUGAGAUUUUUUUUAACUAAUGUCAGACAUAGGAGAACCUUACAGUUUUAUUUAAUAUGUUUUUCACCUCACCAGGAAUUAUUAUUGUUGUUAUAUUUUGUGUCUGAUUAGUUGUGGACUGUGGAAAAUUUGAAAUCUUAUCUUGUGAUUCAAAGGGGGAAAAGGGAAGCUAAUUGCCUUGGAGGUUUUUCAGUGGUAACAAGUUUGGUAUAAGAUGCACCUUGUUGUGAUUUAUAACUGAAGAAAAUGCACUGAGGCCAGGAACUUGUGACUCAACAGUUUGUUUCUGAAUGUUUUUCUAAGUUGUUUUUAAACACCUUGCCUGAAAGAAACCAACUCAAAUGACCUUUUUGAUACAGAUAAAUAAGAAAAACAUUAAUGAAACAGUAAAACCAGAAGUAAACUACUGAAUAAUCUAGUAUGAGAUGUGAUAUUGGUAAGGACACAUACAUUGUUUCAUAGGACUUUUAUAAGUGUUUAAAUGUUGAAAUCUCUUUAACUGUGGUGUAAUAUUUGUAAAAACAACUGAUGAAUAAAUGUUUUUUUUUCUAUUUCAUUUAGGAUCAUGUCCAGAUUUAAUAUUUUUGUUGUCAAUGAAAAUAGACCUUUAAUCACUCAGUCAUCAUCGAAGCCAACAUCAGUAAAAAAAACUGAAAAAAAAAGUAGAUCUACUCAGUAGAAAUUAAACUGCCAUCGAUACCACACAAAUAAGCUGUUGCUGCAUUUUCUGAUUAUUUUUAUUUCAGUUAAAUAGAGCUGUAUUUAUUUUUAAGAGAUUAAUAUUGUCUUUGUUCUCUCAGUUAAUAAAAUCUAACUGUAGGUGUUUA